AUGUAAACAUUAUUAUUUAAAUUAAUAAUGAAGUUAAUAAGUGCAAUUUUUGUGAUAAUAUUAGCAAGUGAUUUUAAUUUAAUUAAGCCAGGAAUAGGAAUUUUUUUGAACGACUACUGUGACAAUUGGAAAAUUGACGGAAGGAUUAAGUUAGAAGGAAAAAUCGCUGUUGUUACGGGAGCUACGGCGGGAAUUGGCCUGGAGACUGCAAAGGAUCUUUAUGAACGCGGCGCUACAUUAAUAAUUCCAGCCCGAAACAUUCCAAAAGCUCAACUAGUCUCUGAAGAAAUAAAAAAAAGCUCUAAUUCGUCUUCCAGGCUGAUAAUUUACCAACUGGACCUCAAUGACUUCUCCAGUGUGCGCGCAUGCGCAGAAAAAAUUACUUCAGAGUUCUCGCAAAUCGACAUUUUGAUCAACAAUGCUGGAAUUGUAGUUCGCAAGUUCAAAAAAUCUAAAGAUGGCUUUGAGACUCAUCUUCAGACGAAUUACUUGUCGCCAUUUUUGUUUACCAUGCUGCUGCUGCCCUCUCUGUCGAGGUCUGAUCAUGCGAGAGUUAUUAAUUUGUCCUCUUUGCUUCAUUACGUCGGAAAAAUCAAUUUUGAGGACCUUAAUAUGGAGAAUGAAGAUUUUAAUGUCUGGGCAGCGUAUUCUCAGAGUAAACUGGCUAUGACACUGUUUGGAAAUGAGUUAGUGAGAAAAUUUGAAGAUAUCAGCGUUUCAAAUGUCCACGUGUACACUGCGGAUCCUACAAUAGUCCGAACAAAAUUAUUCGACGACUUUUUUCCCGCCGAAAUUACAAGUUUAAUUAAUCCACUGUUAAAAAACACGCGCCAAGGCGCAGGAACUACCAUUUAUUGCGCAACUAGUCCUCAACUUGCCAACCAAACCGGACUUUAUUAUAUAAACUGCGAUACAACAGCGCCAUCUCUGUACGCGUCAAAUCCAAGUCUUGCAAUGAAAUUAUGGGCCCAAACAAUAGAGCUCGUUGGUCUACCCAACAAUUAUUUGUCAACGAUUUUUUCAAUAUGAUUAUUAUUAUUUUAUUAUUAUAAUAAUCAUAUUUUACUAUGAAGAAUAUGUUUAAUUGCAAGGUAGAGGUCGAGGGGUAGGGGUAGAGGGGGAGGUUCUUUAUGCAUCAGUCUAGAAAAUGAGAGAAAGAGAGAAAAUAAAAUGUAAAAUGAAUGAAUUUUCCAGUCGUGCUCAGAGUUAGAGAAGAAUUAAUUACUGCUAUCAAUUAGCGCUAGCAAAUGACCUGGACUGGUGCAUAACCUUUCUUUUUGUUUAAACUGCGAUAAAUUUUUUGGAUGGAUUUUUAAAUUUUAAUAUUUAAAGGGAAAUUAGUCAAUUUUUUUAAAAAUAAUAUUUAAGUUUUAGUGGUAAUUUAAGGAUUGGUAAUCUUUAAUGUAAAAGUGGUGAUAACUCCUAAAAUAUUGAUUUUAAGAGAAAAUUAAUAAGAAAACAAAAUUGUAGCUUAGAAAAUUUUCUAUUAAUAAUGUUUUUUAACUAUGGGUAUAAUUUGAAUAUCUUACAAGAAAAAAAAUAAAUAGUAAAUUCAACAUGAUGAAAUCAUGCUGCAGGCACAUGAUUGACAUGUUUCGUCAACAUGACAAUCAUGUUACGGUAGCAUGAGAAAAAUCAUGUGGCAGCAACUUAAUUUGAAAAUAAUAAUAAUUUUAUUUUAUGACUUUUAUCACAAACCAAAGCUAUUAACAAUAAAAAUUGUAUAUAAUUUAAAUAAACAAAUAUAUCGUUGACAAAUUGUA
Molecule: messenger RNA, 1763 nt
Organism: Cotesia glomerata
Lineage: Eukaryota; Metazoa; Arthropoda; Insecta; Hymenoptera; Braconidae
Product: retinol dehydrogenase 12-like
Exons: 6
Coding region: 28-1029 (333 amino acids)
Source: RefSeq, a predicted model, not a curated record